Messenger RNA from Ananas comosus (pineapple), 1164 nucleotides. RefSeq names its product zinc finger BED domain-containing protein RICESLEEPER 2-like. NCBI's taxonomy places the organism in Eukaryota, Viridiplantae, Streptophyta, Magnoliopsida, Poales, Bromeliaceae. The record is from RefSeq and is a predicted model, not a curated record. The transcript has 4 exons. Gene Ontology annotation, molecular function: DNA binding; protein dimerization activity. Bases 1 to 1164 code for a protein of 387 amino acids.
AUGGAUUCAGAACAUGUGCAGAUAGUGGACGAAAAUAAUAAUUGUGAGACACAACAGCCUGAUAAUAUUCAAACUACUGUUAAACAAGAAAGGGUUAGUGAUAGUGAUUCUGCAAGAAAGAAACCUCGCAAAUAUUCAGAUGUGUGGAACAGUUUUGACACAUAUGUUGAUGAUGAUGGGAAUAAUAGGGCAAGGUGUAUAUUGUGCAAGGCCUCUUAUGCGAUAGAGGGUUUAAAAGUUUCUAGUAUGGCACUACAUAAGAUUCGAGAAAGUAUUAAGUACCUUAAGAGCAGUGAGGCAAGAUUGAUUAAAUUUGCAGAACUUGCGAAGCAAACAGAUGUUACUACUUCAAUGCAUUUGCGCAUGGACAUAUGCACUAGGUGGAACUCCACAUAUUUGAUGCUAGAGAAUGCUGUUACAUUUCGACGUGUUUUUAUGCAUUAUUCUUUGUUUGAUUCACAUUACAAAUAUUGUCCUUCAAAUGAUGAGUUGGAUAGGGCGGAAAGGAUAGGUGAUUUUUUGGAACCAUUUUAUGAGAUUACUACUCUUUUAUCUGGUUCUGAAUAUCCAACUGCAAAUUUGUACUUUCCAAGCGUGUGGAAAAUUCAAAAGCGCCUUCUUGAAGAAGCCGAGAGUGAAGAUGAAAUUAUAAGUGACAUGGCAAAACAAAUGAAAUCCAAGUUUGAGAAAUAUUGGGAUAAUUAUAAUGUGAUAUUGGCUAUUGCAAUUAUUCUUGAUCCUCGUUAUAAGUUGCCCUUUGUGGAUUAUUGCUUCAAAAAGGUUUAUCCAACUAGAUACCUAGAAGAUGCACAAGGCAGAAAGAUACUCACAAGCCAAGAAAAGGACUUUGAUGGCUUUGAUAAUGAAUUUGGGGUCACUAGCAAAUCUGAAUUAGAUCGAUAUUUGGAGGAGACAAAGUUCGAUCGUAUACAACAUGCUAAAUUGAAUAUUCUUGAUUUUUUGAAGGAUAAUUGUGUUCGGUAUCCAAUUCUUUCUAAGAUGGCGCGCGAUAUUAUGAGCAUACCAAUAACAACCGUUGCUUCAGAAUCUGCUUUUAGCAUUGGAAAUGAACACGACGACAACGAUCUUGUGGUGCCAUUGUUGAAUAUUGGUGAAACUCCAGAAUCAAGAGAAUCAACUACUAAAGCGACAGAUGUGGAUUGA